Molecule: messenger RNA, 2204 nt
Organism: Astrephomene gubernaculifera
Lineage: Eukaryota; Viridiplantae; Chlorophyta; Chlorophyceae; Chlamydomonadales; Astrephomenaceae
Source: the annotation of a GenBank genome assembly
AUGAGUCGUAUGCCCAUUACCGGCUGAAACCUGCAACCUAUAACUCAUCUUAAUAUACUUGCGCAUACAAUGCUGUGGUCGGCCGACCUUUGUUCUGCUGUCGACCAUUUCCUUAAAUCAUCGAUUAGUUUCUAGCCCUGUUACCAUAACCUAACCACACGAGUCCAGCGAGUGGUUCUAUCCUGGCGAGCUUGCUAGCUUUCAUGGUGACAAGUCCAGCGAUGCCUAGCGCGCUAUGUGGCGCGACGCCCACCAGCCAGCGCCCGCUCCACCACGUUGCCACCCUCCGCCGUACCGUAGCUGCCGCUCGGCGGUUACCUGGAUCAACCGCUCCUAUCUUCCGUACGCGCGAUGCCCGGUCCGUCGCUGCGGCAAGCCACAUCAACCAGAUGCACCCUAAAUCUGAGGUAUCGGUAACAUAUCUGGAGGCAGCUGAGGACGCCGCGGACGUUAGCUUGUCGCAGGCAGCAGCAACAGCAGCAGCGGCUCUCGCACCAAAGCCAGAAGCAGCGGGAGCUCCUGCGGCGGUUCUACCCGCGGCAAUCCCCGCCCCUGCGCCACCUCACCCCGCACCCCGCGCCGCGCCCUCCGUGGACCUCCCCCUGAACCUCAUCGCACCCCGCGGCGUAGCACACGCAACCGCAGCAGCAGCAGUAGCAGGUACGGCAGCAACCGCAGUCGCAGCAGCAGCAGCAGCUUCCCCCCGGCGGCCCUUCCCGCCCCCCCUGGACCUCCCCCGCAUCCGCGACGCGCUGUUCGGUGAGCCCGACAUAGGGCCCGUGUUCGCCAACCUCUUCGCCCUCAGCCGCCAGAGAGCCGUAGCCAUGCACCAGCAACAAGCCACCACCUCCUCCACCUCCUCCGCACCCACCCCCGGCCCGCUGCUGUACGCUCCCCGCUUCCCCCGCCCCCCCGGCAGCCCCCCCGCCGCCUCCCUGCCGCUGCUGGUGUACCUCCCUGGCAUCGACGGCACGGGGCUAGCGGCAUACCGGCAGUUCCCCGGGCUGGCUGCUCGCUUCCAGCUGCGGGCUGUGUUCCUGCCGCCGGAGGACCGCACGCCGUUCGGGCAGCUGGUGGAGCAGCUGGCGGAGCAGAUCAGUGAGGAGGCUCGGCUGCUGGACCCCGGCUGCCCGGUGUACCUGCUUGGGGAGUCGUUCGGGGGGCUGCUGGCGCUGGCACUGGCGCAGAAGCUGAGCUGUGUUGACCGGCUGGUGCUGGUCAACCCCGCCACCUGCUUCCCCGCCACCCCCUGGCCGGCGCUGGGGCCGCUGCUGCCCGCGCUGCCGCCCGAGGCCUACCGGCUGCUGCCGCUGCUGCUGGCGCCGCUGCUGGCCAACCCACUGGCCAUGGCGGCGCAUGCGGCGGGGCCGGGCGACCACCCGGUGCAGCAGGCGCUGGACACAGCGUAUGGUCUGCUGGACCUGCUUCCCGAGCUGUCCAGCCUGCGGGUGGUGCUGCCGCCCGCCACCCUGCGCUGGCGUCUGCAGCUGCUGCAGCAGGGGGCGCAGCAGGUGGAGCCGGCACUGCCCCGGAUCCCCCACCGCACGCUGCUGAUCGCAGGCAGCGGCGACCUGGUGCUUCCCUCCGCCGCCGAGGGCGCCCGACUGGCCGCCCGCCUGCCCCGCGCCCGGCUGGUGGAGGUGGCGGGGGGCAGCCACGCGCUGCUGCAGCAGGCGGGGGUGGAGCUGGGCAGCAUGCUGGAGGAGGAGGACUUCUACGUCCCGCGCCGCCACCUCACCCGCUCCAACGUACCCCCAACCACCCCUUCCUCCUCCUCCCCGCCGCCCGCCCCGCCCCUGGGCGGCGCCAACUUCGGCCGGCCGCUGCCCCUGGAGCUGCCCACGCCAGGAGAGAUCCGCCGCGCAGCCGACGCAGCCGGCCUGACCGCGCUGCGCCGCCUGGUGUCACCCGUCUUCCUGUCCACCGACGGACCCACGGGUCGCGUGCAGCUGGGACUGGACGCCCUGCCGCUGCCCGCUGCCGCGGUGGCUGCUGCUGCUGCCUACAGCAAUCAUGGCAGCAGCAGCAGGUCCCACAACGGCAGCACCUCCUUCUCCUCCUCCCAGCGGACCUCCUCCUCCUCCUCCUCCUGGUCAGCUUCCUCCUUCCCUGGCGGUGGCGGCGGCGGUGAUGGUGGUGGUGGAGGUGCGGUGGCGCCGGGUCCGGUGCUGCUUGUGGGCAACCACCAGCUGCUGGCUGCGGAC